UGUUUUGGUGUAUUUCGGAGGGUCGGACGGUAUAUUUUAACGAUAAAUCCGCGGUCACACUGUGCACACAGCUCUAUUUUGCGAUGGCCUAAAAAAAAACAAAGCCCGUCCCGUGUAAAAAUAUUCAAAAAGUGUGUGUUAUAUCAAACAAAUCGUAACUCUAGCUCUAAUUAACAUCGAUUGGAACGACAAUUAAGUGCUGAGUGCAGUUGAAAAACAAUUUCUUGACAUGGACAAACGGGACAAAAUAACGCAAAAGGAAAAGUUUUUUUUUUCUCAACGUUCUCUUUGAACGCAUUUCGUUCACACACAACACACACUCACGCAAAACCAACGCGCAGCGCAUAUACACAAAGAAAGCAGGCAAAAAGGCAGUGAAAAUCGACAAGCGUGUGAGCGAGAGAGAAGGAGAGCGCGCGCAGGUUUCGCGGUAAAGAGGCACUCACACAGAAACACACACACGUAAAGUGAGUGAAGGCAGCAGGAUAAAACAGGAGCGACGAAGAUGAGCCAAAGCAUAAAAGUGAAAAAUAAUUAAAGGUUGCCUGGCAGUGGUCGAAGGAGCGGUACUGUGCGGUGCAGCAGUGUUCGGUGUACGGUGUACGGUGUGGUGUGUGGAAAGAGUGAAACGGAGCAGCGGUCGAACAGCGAUUCCCCUACAAAUUGGCCAUUUUGGCGUUGUUCUCCCCUCCUCUCCUGCGACCAUUCUUAUUUUUGGCAGUCGUCGUCGUCAAAUCUCUCUCUCAUUCUCUCUCUCUGUCUUUUGGUUUGGUGUUGCUCUCUCCCCCAGCCACUGCUUCAGUGGGGGGUACGAAAAAUUCACAUGCAACAACAACGACAAAAAACAAUAGCAGCAGCAGCAGAAGCAGCAGCAGCAGCAGCGCCAGAGGCAGCAGCAGAAGUGGCAGUGGGAAUCGCAGUCGCGCUCGCAGUCGACGCAGACGACACAGGCAGAGCCAGAGCCCCAGUCGACGAAAUAAAUGUAUUUUGUAUAUAUAUAAAACGAAAAAUAAAUAGUUUUUAAAUCAAUUUAAAGAAUCCUUAAGCCCCAAAAUAUACAAUAACGGUAAAAUAACAUCGCAAAGUAAAAGGAAUGUAAAAUUUUAAUUAAAAAGCAAAAGGCAAAGUAAAACAAAAAAACAUAGAGGAAAACGUCAAAAACGCUCAACAAAAUAUUCGCCUUUUACACGAUUGCAAUUGAGCGUUCACGGAUUCGAGAAUUUCAUCCAUCCAAAAAAAUAAAAUAAUAAUAAUAAAUUAAACAAGUAAAAUAAAAUAAUUAACAAAUAAAAUAAAUAAGCUCCAAAAAUCACACGAAUACAAACGCGCGCUCGGAGCAAAGGAACGGGAAAUAGAGCCAGAAACAGCGGAGCAGGGCCGCAACACCCACACACACACACGCACACACUCACACCCACACCCACACCCAUACACAUCAAUAUAAUCUCAGCCUCACGCUGGCGAAUCGCAGCGGCAGCAGCAACAACAGAGGAGGCGACUCCGGUGCCGGUGGAGGAGGGGACGGAGGACCCGCAGGUCCUUCAGUGGCCACUGGCUCUAACCGAAACAACAACAAUAAUGGCGGAGGAGCAGGCGGCGGCGGUGGUGCCGGCGGUGGCGGUGGCAACGGAGGAGGUGCAGGCGCUGGCGCCGAAGCAAACGCCGGAGGUGGAGUAGGCGGUGGCGGUGCCAAUGAAUGGAAUCCCGAAGAAAUGGACCGCUUCAGCUUCGACGACUCCAUCCGCUUCGAGGAGGACUCGCUGUGCAGCUGGAGCUCAGAGCCCGAAUCGUUGUGCAACAAUUGGCGCGGCUGGAAGAAGCCCACCAAUGCAGCCGGCGGACCUGGGGCCGGACUCGGCAUGGGUAUGGCACCAUUUGGAACGGUCGGCGGAAUGGGAGCCGGCGCUCCCGGCUCCUGUGGACCGGGCGGAAGCAGUUCGGCCAUGGUAACGAUGUCAGCCUGCGGCAGAUAUCAUGAGGUUUCCACAUUGGCCGAACUGUCCGCCCGCUGUGUCGCCUCCUACAUACCGUUCGAGCUGGUGGAGCAUGUCUAUCCGCCGGUGCCGGAGCAACUGCAGCUGCGCAUCGCUUUCUGGAGUUUCCCGGACAAUGAGGAGGACAUACGGCUGUACUCCUGCCUGGCCAAUAGCUCGGCGGAUGAGUUCAAUCGGGGCGAUCAACUGUUUCGCAUGCGAGCUGUCAAGGAUCCCCUGCAGAUAGGCUUUCAUCUGUCGGCCAGCGUGGUUAAUCAGACGCCGCGUGCGUACUUUAAUGUGGCGGUGACCUUUGACCGGCGUCGCAUCUCCUCCUGCAAUUGCACGUGCACCUCGUCGGCAUACUGGUGCUCCCAUGUGGUGGCAGUCUGUCUGCAUCGCAUCCAUUGCCCGCAGGAGGUCUGCCUGCGUGCCCCUGUCUCCGAGUCCCUGACACGCCUCCAAAGGGAUCAGCUGCAAAAGUUCGCCCAAUAUUUAAUCAGUGAGCUGCCGCAGCAGAUUCUGCCGACGGCCCAGCGGCUCCUGGACGAGCUGUUGAGUGCCCAGCCGACGGCCAUCAAUACGGUGUGCGGGGCCCCAGAUCCGACGGCGGGGGCAUCGAUUAAUGACCAAACCAGCUGGUAUCUGGACGAGAAGACGCUGCACAACAACAUUAAGCGGAUCCUCAUCAAAUUCUGUUUGCCCGCCCCGAUUGUAUUCAGUGAUGUCAACUAUCUGACCAAUUCGGCUCCCCCAGCGGCGGCCGAAUGGAGCUCACUCCUGCGACCGUUGCGGGGCAGAGAGCCCGAGGGCAUGUGGAAUCUGUUGUCGAUUGUGAGGGAGAUGUACAGGCGGUGCGAUCGGAACGCGGUACGUUUGCUGGAGAUCAUCACGGAGGAGUGUAUGGCCUGCGACCAGAUACUCAUAUGGUGGUUCCAAACGAAGCUGGCCCUGAUGAUGGGCUCCCAUGGACACAGCGGGGGUAAGCACUCGAACACGCACUCGAAUUCGACGGCCCUGCAGCAUGCGUGCAGUUCGCUGUGCGACGAGAUUGUGGCCCUGUGGCGGCUGGCCGCUCUGAAUCCCGGCCUGGCGCCGGACGAGCGGGACAUGCUGCAUGCCCAGUUCACCGCCUGGCAUCUGAAGAUACUCGAUCGGGUGGUGAAGAGCCGCAUGAUGCCCUCCUCGUACACGAACAAGCACCAGAUAAACUCCCGCUCGGACACGGAGCUCUUCAUUGGCUUCAAGCCGGCCAUUGAGGCGUGCUAUCUGGACUGGGAGGACUAUCAAAUACCGGGCGUGACCCACACCCACGACACGAAUCCCAUUUACUACUCCCCCUUCACCUGCUUCAAGCACACGGAGAUCAAGGGCGACGGUGCAGCCAUUCCCCCGGGCACGCUCAUUGCCACCCAGGCCCUGAUGAGCAACAACAAGCACUACAACUACUUUAGCUCCUCCAACGAGCAUGCAUCCGGUGGCCUGCAUCCGGGUGCCUUCAAGCAGCGCCUGGAUCGACCCUUCCGCGACCGACUGUAUGCGAGUCCUGCCAUCGAGUCGCCCAUCCUGGCCGGAGCGGGACGCCAAUAUUCCGCGGGUCUGGGACUUGCUGCCGAGGCAGGUGGCAGCAGCGGCGUGGGAGGAGUGGCGGCAGUAAACGGAGGAGGUGCUGGAGCAGGAGGUGGCAUGUCCAAUGGCGAGGCCGAUGCCGCACAGCAGCAAAUGCCGAGCAGCUCGGCGGGAGCCAGUGGAUCGGGAGCGGGCCCGAACGUCGUAGGAGGAGGAGGCGUGCGAAGAGCACCAGCAAGUGCUGGUCGUGCCGAUGGCAACCGUUCGAGCGCCAGCAGCGAGGGAUUCUGCGAGAACGACGACUUCGGAGGCGACAACAGCAGCAGCCACAACUAUUGCACACCGGCGCAGGCUGUGCCCGGCCAGAAGUCGACCCUUACCGAGUCCGAUUCGCAGAGCAGCUUCGAUGCCGUCUCCCAGCAGAGCAAAGACGAGCCCGGCCUGGGGCCCGGCGGUGGCGUAGGCCCCGGCGGUGUGGGUGGUGCCGGGGAGCAGGGAGUUUGCUCCACCUCGGACACCUCGUCGGCAUCGUCAUCCUCGUCGGCAUCGACGGCUUCGGGCAGCUCGAACAGUUCCACCUCAUCCAUGCUGAUGGCCGGACAGGAGGCAGUUGUGGAAGGAGGCUCCUCGACGCAGCAGCCAGCCCGAAGGUUGAGCAAGGACGAGUCCUUCAGCAGCAGCAGCGAUGACUUCGCCCAUGCAGCGGUGGGAAGAGGCGGAGCCAUGCCAUCUGGCAGCGGAGGAGUGCCCAUACCAGCAGGAGGCGAUUUGACGCCUGUGCCCAGCACCUCGGCAGCGGCUCGAGCGGCACUGGCGGCAGGUUCUGGCUCCACAGCCAUGGGACAGGCAGCCGUGCAGACGCCUCACCUGCCAGGAGCAGGGAUCGGCAUCGGCAUGGGCAUGGCAAUGGGCAUAGGACUGGGAAUGGGAAUGGGACUGGGAGGAGCAUCGAUGAAUCCACACCCACCCAGCGGCAGCAGCGUCUCCCACUCCAAUUUUGCAGCGGCCCGUGCCCUGGCUGCCGCCGUGGCUGUGGCCCACGACAAACCGCACAUCUUCUCGAAUGUGCGGCCCACAGAGGAUGCGUGGGACAUACUGCUGGCCCGGGCCGAGGGACUGCAUGCUCACGGCCAUGGCCAGGAGGCGUGCAUACUGGCCGUGCGUCUGGCCGAACAGAUGCUGGCCAAUCCCCCCAAUCUGCUGCUGGAGCUGCCGCCCGUGCCCAAGCGGAAGGGCAAGAAGCAGAACGUGAAUCCGAUCUCCCAUCAGCUGACGGUGGUGGCCUCGGCCACCCUGUCCAAGUGCGCCUUCCUCUGCACGGUUCUGUCGGAGAACUCGGAGCACUAUCACAUCGGCUUCCGGAUAUGCCUGUUCGCGCUGGAGAUGCCUCGACCGCCGGCCAGCACCAAGCCGCUGGAGGUGAAGCUGGCCAACCAGGAGGCGGACAUUUUGGCUCUCCUCAAGCGCCUGCCCCUGGCCGCCGCGGAGCUGCAGGUGAUACGAGAGCGGGCCGAACAGCUACGCAGCGGCACAUUCAAGACCCGCGGCGAGGCCCUGCUGCCCAUCAAUCUGGCCACCUUCAUCUUUGAUGCUUUGGUCACCCUCAGUCAGCAGACCGUGGGCUCCAGCUCCGUCUCGGUGGCGGGAUCGCUGCCUAACAAGAGCCUGGUCAGCUGCGGUUCGCGGCUGCUCCUCUACAAGCAGAACAACGACGAGAAUCUGGGCUUUGAGGCCGCCGUGGCCGCUCUGGGGCUGAAGGCCAAUGUCUCCGAGGCAGAGCAUCCGUUGCUGUGCGAGGGAACGCGACGACAACGUGGCGAUCUGGCCCUGACCCUGCUCUACCACUACAAGGACGAGCCCCGGAAGAUAGCCAAGAUCAUGGAGAAGCUGCUGGACAGGGAUAUACACACCCUGCUGAAGGCCCCUCUCCUCUCUGCCUACUACUCCAGCAAUCCCCCGGUGCGGACGCCCAGCAAUCAACCCUCGCGGCGCGAGGAGCACGACUAUGGGGGAGGAUCCAGUGGAGGCUCUGGCUGCAGUGGAGGUGGAGGAGCAUCGAGCUGUAAUCCCGGCUCGGGCGUUGUCAAUCUCUGCGAACUGUUGCCGGCGGACUAUGGCAGUGUGGGUGGCAACAGCCGGCCCCAUAGCUCGACCAGUGCCGAACUGGAGCUGAGCAUGUGCGCUUUGAGCAUGGCCAUCAGCAGUGCGGGCAGCCAGUCCGGCCAGGGCAUGCUCCCCGGCGGAGGAGGAGGCGGUGGUCAGGCGGGCGGCGGCGGCGGCAACUCGGGAACGGGGGCCAAUGCCGGCACCUCUGGCAGCGGCGGCAACAGCAACAACAACAAUCCCAAUGGUAAUCCCAAUGGCUCCGGAGGAGGAGGCGGAAGCAACAGCAGCGGCCGGAGCAAGGAGAGCCGAUACAAGGGCAAACGGGCCUACCCCUCGAUACCCAACCAGCCCUCGGAGGCGAGCGCCCACUUUAUGUUCGAGCUGGCCAAGAACGUGCUGACAAAGGCCGGCGGCAAUAGCUCCACCUCGCUGUUUACGCAGGCGAGCACCAGCCAGAACCACCACGGACCCCAUCGGGCGCUGCACAUGUGCGCCUUCCAGCUGGGUCUGUACGCCCUCGGGCUGCACAACUGCGUCAGCCCGAACUGGCUGUCGCGCACGUACUCGUCGCACGUCUCCUGGAUCCUCGGCCAGGCCAUGGAGAUUGGGGCGCCGGCCAUCAGUUUCCUGAUAGACACCUGGGAGGCGCAUUUGACGCCGCCCGAGGCGGCUGGCAUGGCAGAUCGGGCCUCACGCGGCUGGGACAGCAACAUGGUGUAUCCGGCCGCCGAGCUGGCGUUGUCCGUCCUGCCGCAUGCCGCCGCCCUCAAUCCCAAUGAGAUACAGCGCGCCAUACUGCAGUGCAAGGAGCAGAGCGAUCUCAUGCUGGAGCGGGCCUGCCUCACCGUCGAAACGGCAGCCAAGGGCGGCGGCGUCUAUCCGGAGGUGCUCUUCCAGGUGGCCCGCUACUGGUACGAGCUGUAUAUGCGCGUCUCUCCCAACAACAGCGAGCACGAUCAGCACGAGGACCCCAUGGACCACUCGGCGGUCAGCCUGAGCGCCCUCAUCGAAUCCCAGCAGCAGCACGAGAUGCAGCAGCAGGUGGCGGCUCACCAGCAGCAGCAGCAACAGCAGGCGGCGGCCCAGCAGCAGCAGCAGCAACAGCAGCAACAACAACAACAGCAGCAGCAGCAACAACAGCAGCUGGGAAUGUCGAAUCCCGGAGGGCCAGGAGCGGGUCCCCUUUCUGUGGCGGUGCCCUCGCCCGUUGUCACAUCCGUGAACACGCCGCAGGCUUUCCAGCCCGGCGUCGGAGUGAACGUGGGCGUAGGCGUGGCUGCUUUGGCGCCCAUCGGGCUGGCUCCGUAUGCGCCGUACAGCUUCUGCCAGGGAAUAUAUGCGCAUCACCACAAUCUCAGCUACCCGCCGAGCCAGAUGCAGAUGUACAUCUCCGCGGGUCCACCGCCUCCGCCCCAGGCCUACGCCGGAUACCAGCAGCAGCCGCAGCAGCAGCCGUCGACACAGCAACAGCAACAGCAGCAGCAGCAACAGCAGGUGCAGAUGUCUGGCCAGGCGCCGCCGGGUCAUCCGGUGCAGGGCCACCAGCCGCCGCCAGCAUUCCAGGCGCCGCCACCGGGCGCUUUCCAGGCACUGCCGCCACAGGCGUAUCAGGCCCUGCAGGCGGGACCGCCAGGACCGCCGAUGGGACCACCGCAAGGCUAUUACGGACCGCCGCCUCCGCCGCCGCCCAAUGGUCCGCCCGUUGGAGUGGGCGUGGGUGUGCCCAUGCGCCAGCAUCAGCAUCAACAUCCCGUGUAUCCAUUCAUGCAGCAGGCGCCACCACCUCCGCCCCAGCAGCAGCAGCCACCUCCCUCCCAGCCGCAAGUGCGACAGCGUCAGCCACAUCAAUUCACAUCCACUCAGCUGCGUUAUCUGCUGGCCGCCUACAAUGUGGGAAUGCUGGCCAUGGAGACGCUGGCGCGACGCGUUCACGAUGAUCGUCCGCAGGCCAAAUAUGCCCGCAAUCCUCCAUACGGCGAGGAUGUCAAGUGGCUGCUGAGGAUCAGCAAGAAGCUGGGCACCCAGUAUCUCCACCAGUUCUGCAUCUGUGCUGUCAACUCGAUCGUGAGUCCGUUUGUGCUGCACGACGUGGCCAUUGAGUCGGCCCACUAUCUGGGCAGGAAUAACCAUCAGCUGGUGAUGCAGCAUCUGCGUUCGGCGUUGACGCCGCUGGUGCAGAAGUGUCAGCAGAUGUACAUCCAGUGCAUACACCAGAAGCUGUAUCAUCUGACGCAGGGGGAUUACGAGGAGUUUGCCAGCAUUGUGGUGGCCGCCAGGGCCGCUUUUCAGAUCACGCCCGAGGGCAGUGCCCAGUUCAAGGACUGGCUGCAGUCCAUCAAGAGAUCGAAAUCCUGCAAGAAGGAACUGUGGACACAGAUCAAUGCGGCGCUCCAAAGCAAUUCUAAAUGACAAAGACUUGACUCCUGCACUCUGAUGACGGCAGUGGCAAAUGCAACAGCAGCAGCGGCCGCAGCGGCGGUAACGGCGGCGGCCGGCGGCACCACCACAACGACAGUUGCAACAGCCACCACAACGGGAUCGAAUACAGAUGCAGGCAGCAGUUCAGAAGCAAAACAACAACAAAGCAAAUCAACAACAGCAGCAGCAGCGACCACCAGCAACAGCCUUGGCAGCGGUAGCGGUAGCGGCAUUGGCAGUAACACGAACAAAACCAGCAACGAUCCGGCAGCAGGGAAAACAGCCCUACACAGGAAAACACUACAUUAUCUACUGGAGACGCCCACAACCAGCACAGCCUCGCCUACAGCAGCAGCAGCAGCAGCGGCGGCAACGGUGACAACAACUGCUGCGGCAGCAACAACAGCUGGAGCUGCCACAACAUCGACAGCAACAACGUCAGCCCCGUCCGGACAGGGCUAUGUGCGUCCACCCCUUCUGGGAGGUGGACCAAUGCCACCAACAACAACCACACCGAUGGUGGGUCCGCCAUUAAUACCCAGAUCAGCCGCUGCAGUGGCAGCAGCAGCAGCGUCCGUGCACGCUGCCUAUCAGUCGCUGUCCUACUAUCAGGCGGCGAAUGUGGCGCGACAGCUGGCACAGCAUGCACACAACCACCAUAACCAUGUACAUGGCCACCCGCUGGCGCCCCAUGCACACCCCCAUCAGUACCAGCUGCAGUCCCUCAGUCACUAUCAUCAGCAGCUUUAACAACGUGCCAGCGGCGCUGCCCCUGGCGCGCCUAAUCGCAUCCCUCCAGCGCUUUGGCAGUGGUGGCCACAAGGACCCGGCUGCUGUCGCCUGCAUCCGGCCGCAGCCGCACUCGCAUCCGCCUGCCCAUGCGGCAGGCCCCAACCCAAUAGCGCAGGAAAUGCACGUCGUCCGCCGCUACUGCCACUGCCGACAGGCGAGGGACAGGCUAGUGAUGAUGGUGCUUCUGCCUCUUCUGAUGAUGGGCCUGCUAGUGCUGCUGGUGCCGCUGCUAAUGAUGCUUCUGAUGCCGAUGCUUCGGAUGAUAACCCGGUGACGCCCACAAAAACCACCAAGGCACCAAAAUCCCCUGAACCCAAAUCUCCCACAUCCCCAUAGUCCCCCAAACAGCCCACAAACAUCCCUCUGAAACAACAACCACCGCACUUAGUUAAUGUUAAAUAUAAUUUUGUACGUUAGUUUUUAGUUCGAGUUUAUUUCGAAUUUCUUUCGUAAUCGUAUCGUAUGAAUUUUUGUAUCCAUUAACUACAGAUUUUGUGUGGUUCGUAUCUGUGUGUGUGUAUGUGUGUGGGUUUGAUAUAUUAGACUGAGAAAUCUGCCAACAGCAACAACAACAACAAACAACAACAACAACAACAACCGCACACCCAGACACACAACAAGAAAAGCCACAGAAAACAGACAAAAAA
Molecule: messenger RNA, 9505 nt
Organism: Drosophila pseudoobscura
Lineage: Eukaryota; Metazoa; Arthropoda; Insecta; Diptera; Drosophilidae
Gene: Dora
Product: zinc finger SWIM domain-containing dorado
Exons: 8
Coding region: 1713-8057 (2114 amino acids)
Cellular component (GO): Cul2-RING ubiquitin ligase complex
Molecular function (GO): zinc ion binding
Source: RefSeq, a predicted model, not a curated record